Molecule: messenger RNA, 3222 nt
Organism: Phialemonium atrogriseum
Lineage: Eukaryota; Fungi; Ascomycota; Sordariomycetes; Cephalothecales; Cephalothecaceae
Exons: 5
Coding region: 1-3222 (1073 amino acids)
Source: RefSeq, a predicted model, not a curated record
AUGAACCCCGACGCUUCCGGCCUCGACCCGCCAGAGGGCAGCGCAGCGGUGGCCGAAGCUGUCGGCCCAGCCCGACCGCAGCUCUCAAAGCGCGGAGUGGCCGAUACCGGUGUCUCCAUCGUAUACGAGCCGAACUCUGAGCCUGUCAUUGACAUUGUCUUUAUCCAUGGCCUUCAGGGCCAUCCCUUCAAGACGUGGGCCUUUGAGACCAAUAAUGGUCGCAAAGACUCGCACGAUUCCUCCCGCCAGGGGGGAACAUCCCCCAGUACCGGCCGCAAGAUAUCAGCCAAGCUGAAGAACUACAUCUCCCGACUCAGCUCGGCCAAGAGCGUUCCCCAGGAGUUGGUCGACCAAGGAAGCUCCCAUGUCUUCUGGCCUCGGGAUCUGCUUCCAAUGCAGUGCCCCCAGGCCCGAAUACUGGUCGUUGGCUACGACACGGUCAUUGCAAAGCACCAGUUUGCCAGGGCCGCCAACAAGAACAGCAUAUUCACCCACAGUAAGGACAUUGUUAAUGACCUGUCUCGCUCGCGACCCAAGGGAAGACCAAUCAUUUUUGUUGCUCACUCGCUUGGGGGAAUCAUUGUCAAAGAGGUGCUGGCCAUGUGCUCGACCUCUAGCAACGAGGAAUUCGAAGACAUUCUCAUGAGCACCACCCGGGUCGUCUUCCUCGGCACGCCUCACAGGGGCAGCUCAGCAGCAAGGAUAGGCGAGAUUGCACGCAAGGCCGCCAGCAUGCUGUUGAUGGACACGAAUGCGCGCAUUCUCGACAGCUUGGCCUUGAGGAACUCUGACCUUGAAAGGUGCCAGGACAUCUUCUCUUCGCUGUGGUAUAAACACAACUUCAGCGUCAAGACAUUCCAGGAGGGGUUGCCGCUGAAAACACCCAUACUUUUUGGACAGUCGAAGAUGGCCAAGGUUGUGCCCGACGUAUCAUCGUGUCUCGGUUAUUCGCGCGAACGGGCUGAGACGCUUGAUGCCGAUCACAGGUCAAUGUGUCGGUAUGAAAGUGCUCUGGAUCCAAACUAUCGGAAGGUGUCAGAGGAGCUGCGAGCUGUCUACUCCGGUUUUCUCCACAAAGUCGACCUCGAUGAAGUUGUGAUGAAGGCCAGCCUACCGCCUGCCAAACCCACGCUGACUUGCAGUGACCAAGAGCAGCUGGAGUACUUCAGAUUCCCGCAAAUGCUCCUUCGGCAGCACACCAUAAACUCGCCUGCCGAGAACACCUGCCAAUGGCUAUCCGAGACAACCGCCUUUAGAGAUUGGAUCGAGCGCAGAAAUGUCCAUGUACAUUUCGGCCUCCUGCAAAUCACGGGCAAGCCAGGUUCCGGGAAGUCAACUCUGGUAAAGAGAAUCUACCAGGUAACCCGCUCCUCGCUACGUGCAGCAGACGGAAAUUUCGUCGCGGGCUUCUUCUUCAAUGCCAGAGGCGACACUCUGGAACGCUGUGCCGCCGGACUCUUCCGCUCCUUGCUGUACCAGAUUGGAAACCUGCAUCCUUCGUGUCUUGGAUCGAUCAAGGAAUAUACAGUAACCGAGCUAGCGGGGUUGGAGGACGACCCUGCCAAAUACCUGAACGUACUCAUGUCUAUCGUUGAAGAAAUAUUCUCAACUAAGGCUAUUGCUCCGCGAAGAAGCAUCAUCUUCAUUGACGCCCUGGACGAGUGCGACCCUGACGAGGCCUCAGAGACGGGAUACUUUUUUGCGAGGCUUGUCAAAUCAGCCUACAAGGCUGGCAUCAAGCUGGACGUCUGCAUCUCCAGACGAGAGUACCCGUCUCUCACUAUUCGGGAUUGUCAGGAGCUCUGCAUGGAGACGUACAACGCUCAAGAUAUUCGACAGUACAUCUCCCAGAGGCUUGAGACGGUGGGGAUCGCACCCGGAGACGCAAAACUCUUGCAGGACCAGAUUUCCCAGCGGUCCAAUGGCAUAUUUCUCUGGGUCGUUCUGGCCGUCGAAGGGGUCCUCAAUGACGUCGAGAACGGGAAAAACGCAAAGUACAUCCUCAAGCGAACCAAGGCACUCCCCAAAGCACUCAAAGAUCUCUUUGGCACAUUGCUGAAGGAGAUGGAUCCCGAGGACCGAGAGAUUUCACUGCGGCUCUUCCAAUGGGCAGUACUAGCGACCAACCGCCUCCGUCUCCGCGAGUGGCACCACAUCCUCGCCUUCGUACGAGAGCCCCCUCCUGUCUCGUUGAAGGAAUGGAGGGAAUCCGAACACCAUACCGAGACAGACGGCCAACUAGAACGCCAGAUCCGAAGACUGUCACAGGGCCUACUCGAAGUCAAGGGCGUGGUCGAUAGCAUCAUCCCCGAGGAGAAUGGCGAUGUCGGGUCCAUCCUCGCCGGCGCCGGCUCCCUCGACAGCACCACGGGCGACACCCGAUUCCUGCAGCCCAUACACGAGAGCGUGGCCGAGUUCCUCGUCGAGGGCCACUCCAACAAGUUCUUCCUGAAAGCCCCCGACUACGACUUCACCGGCGAGGGCCACCUCUCCAUCGUGGCCACCUGCCUGGACUACAUCGGCAUCAGCGAGCUCGACGGCUACAUUGCCGCGAGGGGGGCCGGCUCGCCAAGACGCUUGCGGCGCCGCCGCAGCGCCACGAGCUUCAUGUCGUCGGCCUCGGCGUAUUCGUCGCGAUACGGCAGCCGCCGCAACAGCCAGCCGGCGGCAGCCGCCGAAAGGGCCAGGGUCAUACUGACCGCAGCCGAGGUCGUAGCGGGUUGGUCUCCCGUCCGGGAGAGUGAGCCAGAGCAGUUUGAACAAACGGCCCCGAGUCCGGCACUUACUUGGCCUAGAGAGCUUGACAUUGGUGAGAGUGCAGGCGGUGACACGUCAGAAGACUCGGUGCGGGCCCUUGCAGACCACCCCGACUUGGAAUUGGAGUCUGAUAGAGACGCUUCCUCAUGGUACGACGGCGACAGGAACAGCAACAGAAGUAUUAACCUCUCCAUUGCGGGCUCGAAGACGUCUCAAACUCUCGAGGAAUACCCCGCUCUGGCUUCGUAUGCCAUCAACAGAUUGUUUGUACACGCCAAAGAUGGCUUCAAACAUGGCGCGGACCCGAAAGAAGUCCUCCGAAGGCUGAUCGUGCAGGACCGCUGGUCCCGCUGGUUUGCUUUACAGGAGUCCACUACGAGAAUUCCUACCUGCAUGUCUUUUCUCAUCAGCAGGGAAUUGAACACCUGGGCCUCCCUUGCAGAUCAGCCUGGGUACUUCACCUGA